UGGCCUGGGCUCCUCCGUCGCAGCCCCAGCCGCCCCACCGUGCUCCCUCGGGACCUCCGCCUUGCCGGGGGGAGCAGGACCCCACUCAGUCUGGCGUGGUGGCUAGUGGCCCGUCUCCCACCAGGGUGACCCUUGGCAGGAGGCCCAGCAUGGGCGGCCACUGCCUGGCCGCGGCCCCGUCCACCAUAAAAGGGGCCGAGCGGGCACGGGGCAGCAGCGCAGGCAGAGCCCGGGCACCGCACACGGCCACCGCCGCUGCCGCCAUGGGAAGCUUCGGCGGCUGCCUCCUGCUCGCCCUGGCCCUGCUCAGCCCCUGUGCCACUGCUGCCAGGAAGUGCAACCUGCAGGGCCUGUGGAGGAACGAGCUAGGCUCCAACAUGACCCUCUCAGCUCUGGACGCAGCUGGGACCUUCUCGGGCUCCUACCACACCGCUGUGGCGGCCACCAACAAGCAGAUCCUGGUGUCACCCCUGCAAGGGGCCCAGCAGCACCCCAGUGCCAAGGGGCAGCCCACCUUCGGCUUCACCGUGCAGUGGCAGUUCGCAGACUCCACCACCGCCUUUGUGGGCCAGUGCUUUGUGGACCGCCGUGGGAAGGAGACACUGGAAACCACAUGGCUUUUGUGGGAAGAGGUCCCAUCCCGCAGGGACGCCUGGAAAGCCACCAGAGUCGGCACCUCCAUCUUCACCCGCAUCAAGUGAUGGGGAUGGGGAGUGGAGCUGCCUGCACCCUGCUGUCUCACCUGCAUCCCCGGGGCUGUGUGCUGCCCCGGUACCUGGCUGGCAUCCCGCCUGGUCCCAGGAUUCUGGCCAGGAAACACACCCUCACCUUGCCCUGCUUCCUCCCAGUGCCUCCCAGUGCCUCCCAGGAGCCUGCUGGUGGGGCCUCCCCUUCUCAAAGCUUGCUGCCCCCACACAUGGUGCCGAAUAAACC
Messenger RNA from Harpia harpyja (harpy eagle), 933 nucleotides. Its product is annotated as avidin-like. The transcript has 4 exons. The coding region runs from base 150 to 701 and encodes 183 amino acids. Gene Ontology annotation, molecular function: biotin binding. The record is from RefSeq and is a predicted model, not a curated record. NCBI's taxonomy places the organism in Eukaryota, Metazoa, Chordata, Aves, Accipitriformes, Accipitridae.